UUGUCUUCCUGCUUCCCUCACACGCCCCUUUGAUCGUUGUACUUGUCCAUAACAACACAUCGAAAAUGGCCUCUUCCAAGCUCCCAGCUGUCCUCAACGCCACAGAGGAGGACCUUAACCUCCUCCUCGCGGCCCAGACCCACAUCGGCACCAAGAAUGUCGAGAAGGCUAUGCUGCCGUACGUCUUCAAGAGGCGUGCUGAUGGCAUUCACCUUCUCAACCUAGGCAAGACUUGGGAGAAGAUCGUCUUCGCUGCCCGCAUUCUCGCGGCCAUUGAGAACCCUGCGGAUAUUUGUGUGAUCAGUGGCAGGCAGUACGGACACCGUGCCGUUCUCAAGUUCGCCUCCAACACUGGCGCAACUGCCAUUGCCGGCCGCUUCACUCCUGGUACCUUCACGAACUACAUUGUCCGUUCGUUCAAGGAACCCCGUGUCAUCAUCGUCACGGACCCGCGCAUUGACCACCAGGCCAUCCGCGAGGCUUCUUACGUGAACAUCCCUGUCAUCGCUCUUUGCGAUGCUGACGCUCCGCUCAGGCACGUUGAUGUUGCCAUCCCUGGUAACAACAAGGCUAAGCACUCCAUCGGUCUCCUCUGGUGGUUGCUCUGCCGUGAGGUCCUUCGCCUCAAGGGCCAGCUCCGCCGUGACGAGCCUUGGAGCAUCAUGACCGACAUGUUCUUCUACCGUGAUCCACAAGAGAUUGAGCAGGAGCAGGCUGAGGCUGCUGCUGCUAAGGCUGCUGCUGCCGGUGCUGAGGCAGACGUUGCCAACCUCGACUACAAUGUGGAUGCAACUGGCGGUGCUGCUGGCACUCUCAACCCCGUCCUCGCGGCCAACAUUCCCACUGGCGACGCCAACGUCGACUGGAACGCGGACACGGCCAACCAGGACUGGGCUGCAGAUGGCGGUCCCAGCUGGGAGGCUAGCGCUCCGGUUGAGGUCGCUGCUCAGCAGCCCUCGACGACUUGGGAUUAAGCUGUUCGAUGCCAACUAUUAAGGCCAGCCUCUGGCAUGGACGUGAGGUAGAGCUGCUCUCGCUUGGAAGCUCGACAAAAGAAAAUGAAAAAUGGGGGCGUUGUCUGGCCUCAACCGUUCGGCUCUUCCUUCGCUUUGGACGGCUUGGGAAGUUGAAUGCUGUCUUUGCUGUCGCCUUGGGCGUCAGUGCCGACACAUGCGGUUGAAGAGCUCAUAUCCGAAGUUCUUUCUUGCAAUCUAAAAUGGCUCGCAAGCUUCGUUUGCUUGCCGGUGU
This is a messenger RNA of Tilletiaria anomala UBC 951, 1248 nucleotides long. RefSeq names its product ribosomal protein S2. Bases 66 to 974 code for a protein of 302 amino acids. Lineage: Eukaryota; Fungi; Basidiomycota; Exobasidiomycetes; Georgefischeriales; Tilletiariaceae. Gene Ontology annotation, cellular component: ribosome; cytosolic small ribosomal subunit; 90S preribosome. Gene Ontology annotation, molecular function: structural constituent of ribosome. Gene Ontology annotation, biological process: ribosomal small subunit assembly; cytoplasmic translation. The record is from RefSeq and is a predicted model, not a curated record. The transcript is spliced from 3 exons.